Molecule: messenger RNA, 2981 nt
Organism: Mercenaria mercenaria
Lineage: Eukaryota; Metazoa; Mollusca; Bivalvia; Venerida; Veneridae
Product: calcium-dependent protein kinase C-like
Exons: 16
Coding region: 18-1973 (651 amino acids)
Biological process (GO): protein phosphorylation
Molecular function (GO): diacylglycerol-dependent serine/threonine kinase activity; zinc ion binding; ATP binding
Source: RefSeq, a predicted model, not a curated record
GCUGUCAGCCAGGCAAAAUGGCCGAAACUGUGGGGAAGGGUGUGCAACGGAGAGGAGCUUUAAGGCAGAAAAAUGUGGCUAUUGUUAAGGAUCAUAAAAUGGUGCAAAGGUUUUUCAAACAACCUACAUUCUGUGGUCACUGUAAGGAUUUUAUAUGGGGAUUUGGAAAGCAAGGAUUCCAGUGUAAAGUGUGCAGUUUUGCAGUACAUAAGAGAUGUCAUGAAUAUGUGUCAUUCCAGUGUCCAGGUGCAGACGCGGGACCAGAUUCUGAUGCUACCAAUUUACACAAGUUUAAAGUGCACACUUACGGGAGCCCAACAUUCUGCGACCAGUGUGGUUCAUUAUUGUAUGGGCUCAUCCAUCAAGGCCUCAAGUGUGAGGCAUGUGAUAUGAAUGUACAUAAAAGAUGUGAGAAGAAUACACCAAAGUUAUGUGGCAUUGAUCAUACAGAACGCCGAGGCAGGAUUCUACUCAAGACCUACUCAGAUGGUGAUAGACUCAUAGUUGAAGUAAAAGAAGCAAAGAACCUUAUACCAAUGGAUCCAAAUGGACUUGCUGACCCAUAUGUGAAGGUGAAAUUAAUACCAAAUGAUGAAAACAAAACAAAAAAGAAAACUAAAACAGUGAAAGCUACACUCAAUCCAUUGUGGGAGCAGACAUUCGAUUUUAACCUUAGUCAAGAGGAUUUUGCAAAAAGACUUUCUAUAGAAGUAUGGGACUGGGAUAGAACGUCCCGAAAUGACUUUAUGGGCUCACUGUCCUUUGGUAUAUCAGAAAUAAUGAAGGAGCCAGCUGAAGGAUGGUUCAAACUACUCAGUCAGGAAGAAGGAGAGUUUUAUGGUUUACCUGUUGUAGAUGAUGUCUCGGCCAAUAUACAAAUGAUUCGCUCAAAAAUGGCGGACACGAAGAUAGAUAAGAGACCCCCUCCUGUAGACCUACCACAGAAUAUGAGUAAACAAGACAUUGUCAGGGCCUCAGAUUUCAAUUUCCUCACUGUUCUAGGCAAAGGCAGCUUUGGAAAGGUAGUUUUAGCAGAGCGUAAAGGCACAGAUGAACUAUAUGCCAUUAAAAUCCUCAAGAAAGAUGUGAUAAUUCAAGAUGAUGAUGUAGAAUGUACGAUGAUAGAGAAACGUGUUCUUGCCUUGCCAAGUAAACCACCAUUCCUUGUUCAGCUUCAUUCCUGUUUCCAAACCAUGGAUAGAUUAUAUUUUGUAAUGGAGUAUGUAAAUGGUGGAGAUUUAAUGUUUAGAAUACAACAGGAAGGGAAGUUCAAGGAACCUAUAGCUGUGUUUUAUGCAGCAGAAAUAGCUAUUGGUCUUUUCUAUUUACAUUCUAAAGGAAUAAUUUAUAGAGAUCUUAAAUUAGACAAUGUAUUAUUGGAUGCUGAAGGACAUGUGAAAAUAGCAGAUUUUGGAAUGUGUAAAGAAGGAAUUUUAGCAGAAAAAACGACAAAAACAUUCUGUGGCACUCCAGACUACAUAGCACCCGAGAUUGUCUUAUAUCAACCGUAUGGUAAAUCAGUGGACUGGUGGGCUUACGGUGUUUUACUAUAUGAAAUGUUAGCAGGACAGCCACCGUUUGAUGGAGAAGAUGAGGAGGAGCUGUUCACAUCAAUCACAGACCAUAAUGUGUCCUACCCUAAAUCCAUGUCUCGAGAGGCUGUCGCAGUCUGCAAAGGGUUACUUACCAAGAACCCUGCAAAGCGAUUGGGCUGCGGCCCUACAGGUGAGAGAGAUUUCAAAGACCAUGCUUUCUUCAAGAGAAUUAUCUGGGAGAAGAUAGAAAACCGGGAAGUUCAGCCACCAUAUAAACCCAAAAUCAGAGCAAGAAAAGAUGUAAGCAACUUCGACAAAGAGUUCACCUGUGAACAGCCCAAGUUGACACCCACUGACAAACUCUUCAUUAUGAACCUUGAUCAAACAGAAUUCGCGGGGUUCUCCUUUGUCAAUCCGGAAUAUAUUCUCACAGUUUGAGGCUACUUUCGCCAAUAAAACUCUUUGUUUUUCGUAUACUUUGCUGUGGAACUAAUCAAGUUCUUCUGUAAAACGUGCUCACUGAUUUUGCAAUAUCAGGGCUAAAAUAAAAUGAUAUAUGCGUAUUUAUACGAGAGAAAAGAGCGGGAACUCGACUUUCACAUGCAGCCUUCUAUAUAUUCUAUCAAUCAAUGCAUUUGUUUUUCAGUGUUAGCUUUAUCAUAAGGGCAUAAAUGCCUGUUUGUAUAUGUUGUCAUCAAUAUAUUUCUUCUUUUUCUGUAAAAUAUGUACCGAUAUAUAAAUGGCCAAGAUGUUACUAUUUAUUUAGCUAGUAUAUACACAUCAAAUAUUCAUUCAUGAACCCAUGUUGUUAUUUGUUCUCACUACAUAAACUUGUUAUAGAGGGGACUUAGUGCAUAUAACUCAUAUCUUUUACGUUUACGUCACUGCCUCUGUUUCACAAUUCAUGCUCUCCGAAAUUAAGAAAGAAAAUCCGUAUAUGGGCAAUCGAAAUGUUUUGCCUCAUAGUUACAUAUAGCUUGGUUACCGAUUUGAAUUCUUUGCAAUUCGCAAACACAUAUCUGAUAUUAAAUCCGUUUGCAUUAUUUGUUUCAAAACCUGAUACGUGGAAAUAUAAUACAUGUAUCUUACCAUUAGAUUAGAUAAAUCGUGCUCAUCGUCUGGCCGAGUAUCUUACAUACAGAGAACAGAUCUAAUCAUAAGCACUUAGUAUUCUUGACGACAAAUUGCAACUAUAGCCAAACUUCGUUCGCUCGAACUCGGUUAAUUUGAAUAUUCUCUCUUUUGGUCCCGGCAAAAUCCCUGUGUAAUGUGCAUUGUUCAAUCCUGGUAACCGUGUCGAGUUCGAGCAAACGAAGUUCGACUUAUACAGACGAUUAAAAAUAUCCAAUGCCUGUCUUUCACUAGAUUUUACUUCAAAUGCUUGAGAAUCUAAUGUCUAAAAUAAUAGUGUAUGUAGAGCUACAUUUAUAUUCAAAUAUUAUAAAA